Molecule: messenger RNA, 3419 nt
Organism: Mesoplodon densirostris (Blainville's beaked whale)
Lineage: Eukaryota; Metazoa; Chordata; Mammalia; Artiodactyla; Ziphiidae
Gene: SSPN
Product: sarcospan
Exons: 3
Coding region: 230-961 (243 amino acids)
Cellular component (GO): sarcolemma; dystrophin-associated glycoprotein complex
Source: RefSeq, a predicted model, not a curated record
AGGAGGCGCGGGGCCACCCUGACCGAUCCGGCGAGCGCUGUGUCCCGCCCGGCGAGUUGGCAGUUGGCGACCCCCCUCGACUCCCCCGCCGCCGCGGGCUCCCCGUGGCCUUCGGAGGCUCGGCGAGUCGCUCCAAAUGUUUGCCAUAUUUGUUCAGCCUCCGUAACUCGCCGAGCAGGGCCAGCGCGGCCCGCCCCGCGCCGCCCUCUCCGUCGGCCCCGCAACCGCCAUGGGCAGGGAGCGGCCGGGCCGCGGCGCGCAGAGCCAAGGGGGACCGCCGGCCGCCGACGCCGCGGGGCCCGAGGACAUGGGGCCGAAGAGGGGCGCGGGGGCCCCCAAGGAGAGCGGGGAGGAGGAGGCCCGGAGGUGCUGCGGCUGCCGGUUCCCGCUGCUGCUCGCGCUGCUGCAGCUGGCGCUGGGCGUCGCCGUGACCGUGGUGGGCUUUCUCAUGGCCGGCAUCAGCUCCUCCCUGCUAGUCAGAGACACUCCAUUUUGGGCUGGGAUCAUUGUCUGCUUAGUGGCCUAUCUUGGUUUGUUUAUGCUUUGUGUCUCCUAUCAAGUUGACGAACGGACAUGUAUCCAGUUUGCCAUGAAACUCUUGUACUUUCUGCUGAGCGCCCUUGGCCUGACGGUCUGUGUGCUGGCCGUGGCGUUCGCCGCUCACCACUUUGCACAACUCACACAGUUUACCUGUGGAACCAUGCUCGACACCUGCCAGUGCAAACUGCCCUCCUCCGAGCCCCUCAGCAGGACCUUUGUGUACCGGGAUGUGACUGACUGUACCAGCAUCACUGGCACUUUCAAACUGUUCUUACUCAUCCAGAUGAUUCUGAACUUGGUCUGCGGCCUUGUGUGCUUGUUGGCCUGCUUUGUGAUGUGGAAACACAGGUACCAGGUCUUUUACGUGGGUGUCAGGAUGUGUUCCCUGACAACUUCCGAAGGUCAGCAGCAAAAGGUCUAACAUUCUUGCUCAAAGGUGGGGAGAAAACAGCACCCUGACUAGCUGAGAUAUUUUUUAAAAGGAAAAAAAGAGAAAGAAAAUGAAGAAAAAAUGAAAUUUGACAAUAACUAAUAUUCGCUGUUCUAAAUGAAUAUUUUUAUAUUUUUCAGGAAAUGAAAGAGCAUUUCUUCAGAUUUCCAUAGUAUUUUUUUGUUAAUUCCUAAGAUCUAAACUGACUUUGGGAUAUUAAAAGAACACGGUACAGGGAAAGAAUGGUAUAGAUCUAUCUUUAAAGUCUGGAGUCUAUUCCUAAUACUCAUGUUACCUAUUACUGAUAUAAUCUUCUUUCCAGUUAGUCCGGUUCGAUUUGGACAGUUUCAGACCCACUUGCUAAAUUUUGUAGGAUCUUCCUCCAGGCCUUUCCCCCCUCCCCCCAUGAUCCUCACUAUGACUCCGAGAAAAGCAGGGGCAGGAGGAGGGGGAGAGCUGAACAGCCAGUGUGUCUUUCUCUAUUUUCCCUGGUAGAGAUGUCUUCAAGGCAUGAAACAGCUUAAAAGAGCAGAGUAGAAAAGGAAGAGACUUUGCAAAAGGCUGAAUAAUUACAAACACCUGGGUUGGAGCCCCUGGCCUUUUUCCUCUGUUCCCUUAUUUUGGAUCUGUAAAUAGAUCACUUAGUGAAUGCUUUGGGUGAUUGUCUGCUUCUCAGUAAUUGAAAGCUGGUGGUAGUUGUAUUCUUAAUGAUAUAGACGGUUUAAAAAUAAUUACAUUAUGCUUCUAUUCUGUCAUCUAAAACAAAUCAUUAAAGCUAAUUUCUAGCUAAUUGUUAAUUAUAAUUAUGCUCAGAAGUCUAUUUAAUGAGCCCUGGCUGUACGUACGUGGCACUGUCGGUAUUUGGAGAAAUUACUAUCACAAGAGAGAAGGCUUAAAGAUUCUUUCUUCUGAAAGCCAAGCUUUACAAGGGAGAAAAAUAAUUUUUUUUAUUAAUAGCUCAGGUUAAAAAUACUCAUUUAAAUGAAAAAGAGAGCAUUUGUAAUGGGAAAUGUUUAUGCAAAUAGCACAUUUGUGAUAUGUUGUAAAGUAUCUCUCUUGGCAGCUAAGUACUUUUGACGAAGAUUGAGUAAUGCUGAGGUGUCCCAUUCAUGAAAUUAUAUUUGAUAUGUAAUCUUAUUAUUGAUUUGUAUGCACAGUCAACUAGAGCCUUAAACUAAUGUUUUCUGAGGCCCUUAUUUGAACAUUUGGCCAUUGACUUGGAGGGUAGUUUUUGGUUUUGUUUUGAAGUGACUGCGACUUAAAAGAGCACAGCUACCCUAUGGUGGGAGACUUUUCUCUCUAGUUAUUGUUAUCAUUGAACUUGGAACAAUAUCAAUGUUUUAAGGAAGGAGCUCAGAAUGCAAAUUCAUGUAGCAUAAAUGUUACCAAAAACUUUCUCUAGGGCUUCCCUGGUGGCGCAGUGGUUGAGAGUCCGCCUGCCGAUGCAGGGGACACGGGUUCGUGCCCCGGUCCGGGAAGAUCCCACAUGCCGCGGAGCGGCUGGGCCCGUGAGCCAUGGCCGCUGAGCCUGUGUGUCCGGAGCCUGUGCUCCUCAACGGGAGAGGCCACGGCAGUGAGAGGCCUGCGUACAACAACAAAAAAAAAAAAAAAAAAAAAACCCCAAAACUUUCUCUAUUAGUAUGCUCUGUUGAAAGCAGAAAUUCAAUAUAAUUGAGCUUUAUUUGCUUCUCCACAUUGCCUAUUGAUAUAUUUUACUAAUCAUUAAAUCCUACUCUAAAAAAAUCAUUUCCUUGUUUGCCUUAAGAGGUAUAUGAAUAAUUCCAUCGAUUGUGACAAUAGUGUCGAUUAUUACAUGAUUUGAAUAUCCAAAUAAAAAGGGAAAUGUUAAGUUAGUUGGAGGAUUGUAAAUAUAUUUUAUGCCCUCCAGAUAAAGCACCUGAUUAACAGAUGUUAAAACCUUUUUAUGUAUUGACUUGCUUUAAAAAUCGCCUUCCUACACACUAGCUCAGGCCAAAAAUGCACAUCGGGGGCUUAAUGGAUGAUUCUGGAGCAGAGGUUUGAUACACAAAAAUUACAUCAACACACACCAAGCCUCCUGAUGAUGACCUAAAAAAAUACUUUGUACCCUGUUAAAAAAAUUCCAGUAACUGAAUCCAUUUUGAUUUUGACAGUUUCCUACAAAAGAAAAUGACUGAUAAUCUGUGGGCUCUUUUUUUAAGGCACCAUUGGAAUCAUACCCUGAAUACCUUAAAUAAUUUUUUAUAGCAAACACUACAAAUUUUUCUAUCAGAAAAUUAAAUUCUACACAACACUAAGGUGCUCUAUGCUUUACAAGCGAUUCACAGGGUAUUUCAAAUGGUAGAAUAACUCUAGCUUAUGUGCUUCCUUUUUCUAAAUAAUGCAACCAGUAAGAACUGACAUGGUGAUAAGCUUGGUAAUAAUCAGGAUAUAUAUAUAUAUAUAUAUAUAUAUGUGUGUGUGUGUGUGU